Pyricularia grisea is the source of this 1845-nucleotide messenger RNA. RefSeq lists its product as uncharacterized. Gene Ontology annotation, molecular function: DNA-binding transcription factor activity, RNA polymerase II-specific; zinc ion binding. Gene Ontology annotation, biological process: regulation of transcription by RNA polymerase II. The transcript is spliced from 2 exons. Bases 244 to 1845 code for a protein of 533 amino acids. Lineage: Eukaryota; Fungi; Ascomycota; Sordariomycetes; Magnaporthales; Pyriculariaceae. The record is from RefSeq and is a predicted model, not a curated record.
AUCAAAUCGAGGUGAGGAGGAGUCGAGUCCACGCAACAAACAGAAAACGAGAUGAAUCCUGUCAACACUAGAUCCCGACCGGCGAGCGAUUAAGGAACCACACAAUUCCUGGUGUUCUUUUUUUAAACCACAUUUAACGCCUUUAACCCGUUUGCCCCUCACUCACUCGGCCGGCCAGUCAGCCUUCCUCCGAGUCCGCUAUCAUGCCAAUACUGGACACACAAACCCCCUUAUGAUCCUGCGAUGCCGCCGCGACGCUCACACAAGAAGAGCCGAGACGGCUGUAGACGCUGCAAGAGCCGCAAGAUCAAGUGUGACGAAGUCCAUCCGCGGUGUGGCAAUUGCACCAAACAUGGCGUCGACUGCGAUUUCGAACACCCAGGAGCCGUACGCAUCGGCGGCGGCUUGACUUCUCCCGGGUCCACCAGGACAUCACCGUCUACGUCUUCAACCGUCAAUCCUCUGUACCGGAACCCCGGCGCACUGGUCCUGUCGCAAACCACACCACCAGCAAACAAGAUCCUUGAGCUGCGGCUCAUGCACCACUACACAGCCAUAACCAGCAAAACAAUCAUUGUCACGGCACCUACCACUGAGGAAGUAUGGCGCGACCUGGUGCCACAAAUAGCAUUUGGGGCGAACUCGCAACAUCUUGCCGACAGCAUCUUGGCCAUCUCAGCCCUUCAUCUACGGAGUAUCUACCCACAUGACCAAGAAAUAGUCCGCGCAUCCCACGCCUACAUGGCCUCAUCUCUUCGUGAGUACAGCAAUAUACUCACCAGGGGUAUCAAUGCUACGAAUGCCGAGGCUCUUUUCUUGACUGCCACCUUGAUCGCUAUACAGUCUACUGCCACUCGUGUCUUCACCAAGGAUGAGUCUGUGGUUGCUCCUCAACCAGGUGAUGGGACUAUACUCAAGAACCGGAUAGCUCCCGUUGGCGGCUACAGCCUUCCACUGUCGUGGUUCCAUGCCUUCCAGGGUGUCAAAGCUCUUACCGCAGCCUCUUGGCAAUGGCUUAGGCAUAGCAGUGUCGUGAUACCUAUCAUUAAUUCCCAACCCGUUUUACAACUGGACUUCGCUAGCAACCAUUGCACUCAUUUCGGCCAUCUGCUGGACGGUCUAGAGCAGGAACUCGAUAUGCUGCCGUACGACGAACCCGGCCAGGUACCUCCUAGUCCAUCUUGGGAAGCAAAUGGCACGAAUGCAACUGCCGCCGCCGCAGCAGCAGCAGCAAUGUUUACCGCGUCUGCCUCUUUGGGCUCGGACGGCAGCAGCACAAACGCGCAUCCCCAAGCAUCUAGUGGUAUGGGAAGCCUAACCACGAGCAGUACGCGACAGUCCACGAAGCAGGCCUAUGAACAUGCCGUCGCUGUCCUGAAUUGGGCUCACAAGAUACCUCACAAGGGCUCGCCCCUGGCUUUCCCUGCCACGGUCUCCCGGCGCUUUGUCGAACUGCUCGAGGAGCGCCGGCCACGUGCCCUGGCCAUCCUCGCCAGCUUUUUUGCGCUGCUGAAGUGCCAUGAUUCGACUUGGUGGCUCCGCGGUAUGGCGAGGCGCGAGGUUUUAGGCAUCGUUUCGCUCUUUAACUCGGAUUAUUUUGGACCCGAGAUAGAGCGGGAGUGGUGGCCUCAUCUCGAAUGGUCAGUCCGGGUAGCCUUGCACGACGAUAGGGCAAAUCCGGGGUAUAUUCCGCCAGAGCUUUGGGGUUCUUCGUGGCUCACAAGUGAUGAGACGGAGCUUCGCAAUGAUGCUCCGAAUUUUGUAUCCCAUAUCGAGAUGUUGACAGAGAUGAUCUCUGGCAUACAGAGCUUCCCCGCCCCGGAGCCUGCCCGGAGCAGCUCUUGA